Macrosteles quadrilineatus (aster leafhopper) is the source of this 2216-nucleotide messenger RNA. RefSeq lists its product as uncharacterized. The transcript has 12 exons. NCBI's taxonomy places the organism in Eukaryota, Metazoa, Arthropoda, Insecta, Hemiptera, Cicadellidae. The coding region runs from base 1 to 1233 and encodes 410 amino acids. The record is from RefSeq and is a predicted model, not a curated record.
AUGGUGUGUACUACAUUGUUGCUGGUCCUGUCAUGGUCCUAUGUGCCGUUGGUGGUGUUAUGUUGGCCGACACCCUCACCACUUCCUCUGCUACCCCGACUGUACAACGCUACGUCUAACCUUCUACAAAGGACGUCUAGAGUGCUCAACUUCUUCCCCGUACCUGUCAGCGAAGAAUGUCUAGCAGACGACGGCCGAAGAUCAGGAACCUGCAUGAACACGUACGAGUGCCGGAUACAAAAUGGCCAGUCCCACGGACCAUGUGCUUUGGGCUUUGGUGUCUGCUGUGUCUUCACGGCAACGUGUGGGGACGAGAUAGUGAACAACAUCACCUACUUCAUGAGUCCAGACUUCCCUAGUCUGACCAGAGCCAACCAGACUUGCUCGGUCAAGGUGAAGAAAAUGGACGCAGAGAUCAGCCAAAUACGACUAGACUUUGUGCAUUUCAACCUGGGUCAGCCGAACAGACAGACUGGCGUGUGUGAUACAGACGUGUUCUACAUGUUGGGCGGACAAGGCCGAUCAAUGUCCAUCUGUGGUCAGAACAGUGGUCAACACGUGUAUUACGAAGUGGACAACAACUCAGACACUGUAGAACUCGUGAUGAACCUAACUGCAGCAAACCUGUUUCGCCUCUGGGAAGUUAGGAUUUCUCAAAUUGAAUUUGGAAACAGAGUUCCUGCAGGGUGUUCUCAGUUCUACCAAGGAAAAUCAGGAAUCAUACAAACAAUGAACUAUGCAAUCAAUGGACGCCAUCUUGCUAACCAAGACUACAAUAUCUGCGUGCGAUCAGAAGAAAAUGUUUGUUCCAUUGUAUACGAACCUUGCGAUGACAACUCCUUUAAAAUUGGACCCUCCAUAUUGAGCAAUGACAUUGGAACUGGUGGCAUGAGCCCGGCGAUCUUCGCAGGUUUGGUUGUAGAUCCUGUUGGGUCCGGGGCCGGUCCUCUCCCCCUGAGUGACUCCAUGGCAGCAGCAGCUCAAGGUUGUAACGACAGGGUCAUCAUGCCUUGUGACAGCGAAGACUUUCUGACGCCCCAAGGAGGUCCUGGGAUAUGUGACCUGCUUCACUGCGGGGACACCCUGUGUACGCCCGGGGUCUCGCCGUGUAGGAUAGAGAGUAGCAUAAAACCCUUCAAUAUCAAGAUACAGUUUGGUCCAGGACUGAGAGCGGAGAACCCUGAAGACAACCUGGGAAUGUGCCUGAAAUAUGAACAAGUUCCUUGUAGUUAGGUAGAAGUAGGCAGAUAGUAUUUGAAAGUGGAGAGAAAUGCGUAAAAAUAACACAUAGAAUUGUAAUUAGUACUGUUGUUGUACUACCAAAACCAACUCUGUAAGUUGACUAUAUUUAAAACCAAUAGUUUGAAAAAACUUUGAUUUGCUAGAUGUGCUGCACUCAAAGGCCUCUCAGGCUCAUACCAAUGUCCCACCAACUUAAAAUAUGUAAAAUUGAAAUUGCUGUCACAAUAUGUUUCAUCGAGUGACCCAUAGACUUACUGUGUAUAGUCAAUGAUUAAAUCCAGCAACCCGAAGAUUAAAAUGGUUUGCAUUAUUAUUUAAAUUUUACAUUAAAAUAUAAUUGAACGGCUAAUAAAAACCCCCUUUACACUUGUAUUGUUUAUUAAGUUUACAAACGUCUGAUAUCUGGUUUUAAGGAAGGGGGGGGGGGUUUGGUCGUCAACAUUUACCCCUAAUAUUAUAACCAUAUAAUCAAGAAGCAAUGAUAAAAAUGAUCUUUUUGAGUCCUUUUUGAUAGCUGUACAUGGACCAUAUGUUGAUAGUUUAUUGUUCAGAUCAUGAAUCCUAGAUAUAUUUCGAUGUGAAAUGUUCCAAACCGAAAUCUGAUUCUUGAAUUCUCUUUGAACUGUGCGCGGGUCAAUAGCGAAACCACAGUCGACAGUUUUUUCCAUUUCGAUAUUUAUGGUAAAACCUGACACCUAACAGCAAAAUAUAACUCUCGUACGUUUUAGAACAUUUGACAGAAUGUAUUGCAAUAGUGCAAUCCAUAGGUUAUUUCUGUGCCACACUGGAUAACAUUUUUUAAUUAUUUACCGUACAUUAUUCAUAACAUUAAAGAUAUUUCGUGUGUUAUGAACUUUUCAGACCUCGAUUAACUUUAAGUACCCGUAGAAUUUACAUUACGUGGAUCUAUAAGCUUGUAUGUAUAACGUGUAAAACUACGAAUUUUUAAUUAUAUAUAGUUAAUUUAUUACUUA